Messenger RNA from Cynara cardunculus var. scolymus (artichoke), 2795 nucleotides. Its product is annotated as bromodomain-containing protein 4. Lineage: Eukaryota; Viridiplantae; Streptophyta; Magnoliopsida; Asterales; Asteraceae. The coding region runs from base 1131 to 2507 and encodes 458 amino acids. The record is from RefSeq and is a predicted model, not a curated record. The transcript has 4 exons.
CUUUCACUUGAUUUUGUUUUGCUUCAUGGAUUCUGGAUCGUCGAAAGGAUUUGAUUUUGCAUCCGACGAUAUUCUUUGCUCUUACGAAGAUUACACAAAUCAAGACAAUUCCAACGGAAAUCACUCUGAUUCAGCGAUCGGCACUAAUUCCUCUAAAGUAUUCUUCUUUUUGUCUCUUAAUCUCUCUAACUCGUAGUUUAUUUACCUGUUUUUGCUUUCUAGGGUUUUUUUUUUUUUUUUUAAUUUAUGUUUGGGGAUCUUUUUUUUAUUUCAAUUGCUUUAUGCGCGGUUUGCAUUUUAUGAUAGCAAAUAUGGGAUUUAGAAAAAAGGGUUUUCGUUUUUUAUUCUUAAGGUGGGUGACCUGCAAUGAUAUAUAUGCAUCUAUUGCGCAACUACGACUUCUAAAGCAGUAUUUUUGGGUAGUUUGUGUCUUAUGAUCAUUAGCGUAUCGUGGUACCGGACUUUAGAAAGGGCUUGGAUUGUUUAUUCAAUUAGAGAGAAUUUUACCUUUUAUACGCAGGUGAAACUUGCAAAGCAGGGCUGAUGUUGUGAAAGCAAGAGCAUUUAUACUUCUGUUGUAAUUUUUGGUUAUGUGGUUUAGAUUAUUUAUGGUUGUGGAAGUCGCAGAAGCAUAUUCAUGAGGGUUAGACUUAAAGUAGGUGUUGUGUUUUGUUGCUUACUAUGGUAAUAUUCAAUCUGCUUGAGCUUGUGCUAGCCAUUUUAUGUGUCCGUAUCCAUGGGAUUUAUUGGUUUUAACUUUACAACCUGUAUCUUAAUAUUAUAUUUGGUUAGCCUUUCAGAUUUAAUGAUUGGUUGUCGAAGAUUUAAAUGCUUCUUGGCAGAAUAAUAUAAUCCAGUAUACCUGGCCUUUUUGUCCCUGCUGUUCACUCUUCUACAUCAUGUCACCAUUCUUGUUCUUAAGUUAUGCUAAAAGUCGAUGUAAGAACUAGUUUUAGGUUUAGAAAAAAUGGAAGAUUGGACAAAGCAGUGCUAAACAAAUCAGACACUUUGGUACUACAAUGGCAGUAAAAACUGUAUUUGAGGUUGUGGCAAUGGAAGGUCAAAUUUUCUCUUGUUUGUUGGUGUAACUGCAAUAAUUGCAUUUUUAGAAGGAAUUCCACAAAAGCAGGAUGAGUAGACCAUCUGUAUUCCCUGCUUCCUCAUAUAGUCCGCCAGAUGAUUCUGGUAACCAAGAUGUGGUCAUAGCUGCUGUUGAGAGAUCCAUGAAGAAACAUUCUGACAAUCUUAUGCGCUUUCUUGAGGGUCUUAGUUCACGUCUCUCACAGUUGGAAUUAUAUUGCUAUAAUGUUGAUAAAUCAAUUGGAGAGAUGCGUUCUGAUCUGGCACGUGAUCAUGGAGAAUCUGAAGCAAAACUUAAGUUUCUUGAGAAGCAUCUUCAAGAGGUUCAUAGAUCUGUACAGAUCAUACGAGACAAGCAGGAACUUGCUGAUACCCAAAAGGAACUAGCUAAGCUUCAACUUGCACAGAAAGAGUCUUCUGCUGGUCAUGACUCUCAGAAAAGUGGGGAAACAUCUCCGGUUCCUUCUGAUACCAAAAGGAAUGACAAUGCAGCCGAAGGGCAUGGUCAGCAAUUAGCUCUUGCUCUUCCUCAUCAAGUUGCCCCACUCCCUGCCCCGCAGCCUGCCGCACCUCAGCCACAGAUGGCUCCCCAGCCAAUGAGUCAGUCACAAACAUACUAUUUAUCUCCAUCCCAGUUACCAAAUAUACCUGCCCCCACCCAACUUACUCAAAAUCACUAUCUGCAAUCUGAUCCCCAUUACCAGAACCCACCACCCCAACGCAGUCAAGUGAGUCAGCCUCAGCCACAACCACAGCCUCAAGUCCACUCCCUCCCUCAAUAUCAGCAGCAAUGGGCCCAGCAGGUAUCUCAGCAGGUGCAACCACCUCAGCCUGCAGUUAGACCUUCUUCACCUCAAGUUUUCCCUCCUUAUCUCCAAAGUCAACAAGUUAACCCUUCCACUCCUGAAACCCUCCCAAAUAGUAUGCCGAUGCAAAUGCCUUACUCUGGCAUUCCCCAGCCUAGCUCUAGCCAAGCAAUGACAUAUGCAUUUGGUGGGCCUGGCCGAACGCCUCAGCAACCAUCUCAGCAUCUCAAGCCAGGUUUUGGAGGUCAACAGAAUGAUGGGUAUGUAGCUGGUGGGCAUUCCAAUGUGCCUCAAGGGAAUACUUAUAUGAUGUACGAUAGCGAAGGGGGAAGGGUCCCACAUGCUAGCCACCCGACUCACUUCUCUCAAUCUGUUUAUCCUCCAAAUCCACAACAAAACAGUGGCAGUAGUAUGAUGGCUCGUCCUCCACCUCAAUUCAUGCGCAGCCAUCCUUACAAUGAACUGAUUGAUAAGUUAGGAAGCAUGGGAUUCAGGGGUGAACACGUGAUAAGUGUGAUUCAGAGGCUAGAGGAGAAUGGACAGACGGUUGAUUUCAACACGGUGCUUGACAGGCUGAAUGUUCAUCCUUCCGGGGGAUCACAGAGAGGAUGGUCUGGUUAAACCAAGUAUGCAAUAUUCAAAUCCCCUGCAAUUUCCAUGGAAAAUCAUUUGUGUUUUAGGUUUAUCAAUCUAGAGUGCGUAAUAAAUUUCAAUAUGAUUGUCAUGGUGAUUUGGUACAUAUGGAUGGAGAGAUAUCUUUUAGUUUCCACUCUCCAUUCAAAGUUUAAUAUGGCUUUAUGAACCCUGUUGUGGUUAUUUUCUAUAGAUAAUACCUGAUUCGCCUUUGUUGACUGUGUAAUCAUUCUGUUGCCUUGGUGUAUAUUAAGUUUUUUAAAAUUUAAAAAUAAA